Molecule: messenger RNA, 996 nt
Organism: Naegleria gruberi
Lineage: Eukaryota; Heterolobosea; Eutetramitea; Acrasida; Naegleriidae
Exons: 1
Coding region: 1-996 (331 amino acids)
Source: RefSeq, a predicted model, not a curated record
AUGUACACUAAUGAAAAUACCUUUAGCGACAAUACUGAUGAAGAAUUGUUUGACUUUAAUUUUGGUUUUCCGUUAACUCAUGAUGAUGAACAAGUAUUGUCAACAACCACUGAAUAUUUAGGUAGCUUCCAACAACAAAAAGAACAUUUACAAGAAGAUUUUUCAACAACUUCAGUUGAUUCUGUCUUUGUUGAUGAUCAAGAUUUGGUUGAUGGUUUUGCUGCUUUGGAGCAACAAGAAGCUCAACUUAUGAGCAAUUUGCAUGCUUUUGUCUCCAUGUAUUCUACAGUAGAGAUGGAUAUUCUUGUUGAUCAAUAUUCAUUAGCUUCACCAACAACAAGAACUUUCCUCAGUCUUGAUCAAAACACUUCUCCUGAAAGUGUUGUCGAUCAAGUUGUUAUUGGCAAGAAGUCUUCCAAAGACAUCUCCAAAGGAAAGUUUGAACACUCUUCGUUUGUGGAAAAGAGAACCAAGAAGGCAAAGAAAUCAGAAGAGCAAUCGAUCAAGAAACGUGCAAAGAAGUCUUCUCCUGAUUUAUGGGAACACACAAAAUUCUCUGAGAGUGCACCUUACUUUGAGAUUGUCACUGAUGUGAAGGAGAUGGAGCUGAUUCUUGAAGUAGCUCAAACAAAACGAAGACAAAAUGGUCCACUAAAUUCAGAUAAGAAUGAUAUUGUCCAUUACUGUGAUUUGUCGUACAAGAUUGAACAAUUGGAUAUCAACAAGGUAAAUUAUGUUUCCCUUAAAGGUUUACUUGAUAAGAAGACCAUUUACAAUGGUGAAAAGUCAUCCAAAAGUUAUACAUGGAUUAGAUUGAAGGGUACGUCAGAGUACUUCUUUUUAUAUUGCCAAACUGGCAAAACCAAUGCUGUUCAUAACAUCAUGUCAAUCAACAAUACUGAACUGGUCAGUACAAGAUCUGACCAUCUCUCUAAAUAUUCUGCAAAAUGUUCUGACACUGUCAGAAUCAUAGGUCCAAAACAAACCAAGUACUAA